Menidia menidia (Atlantic silverside) is the source of this 1524-nucleotide messenger RNA. The record is from the annotation of a GenBank genome assembly. NCBI's taxonomy places the organism in Eukaryota, Metazoa, Chordata, Actinopteri, Atheriniformes, Atherinopsidae.
AUGUUUGCACGCAGAAUGGUGUCUGUGUGCACGUACAGUAGACUCAGAGGGGCUUCCGGAGCCUUUUCCACCGCCUCUGUGAGGCGAAACGACGGUGGCCGGGAGGGGUCAGACCCCCCCGGGCCGGUUCUGCUCCCCGGGAGGAGGAGAGCCCUUUCCCCGCUGGAGAGACUCCGCACCCUCCUGCCCCGGGACAACCUGAGCCCGGAGGUGGAGCUGCUCAGGGACCCGGAUGUGGAGCAGCUCCGGGACCCGGAUGUGGAGCAGCUCCGGGACCCGGAUGUGGAGCAGGGGGGGGCACACCUGGAGGAGGAGGGGGGGCCACACCUGGAGGAGUCAGCCCCAUCCUGCACACAGCUAAAAGAGGAGCGGCCCCCCCUCCCCGGGGAGACCCCGCUGGAGCGGCGCCCCCUCCCCGGGGAGGCCCCGCUGGUUCCCGGGGAGCUGCUGAUGGCGGAGCACCGGCGCAGGCGGGUGGAGUUUAGGAGGCUCUUCCUGCUGCAGGCGGGGGGGCGGCUGCAGAGCAAUGUGGGCGUGGCCUCGCACGAUGACAUCAUCGGGCGGGAAAAUGGGCGUGUCAUCAAGACCAGCCGGGGGGCGGCCAUCUUUGUCCGCCGGGCCAGUCUGGAGGACUACGUGCUGCACAUGAAGAGGGGGCCCGCCAUCGCCUACCCCAAGGACGCGGCCCACAUGCUGCUGAUGAUGGAUGUGGGUCCGGGGCAGCAGGUUCUGGAGGCCGGAUCCGGGUCAGGAGCCAUGAGCCUGUUCCUGUCCCGCGCAGUGGGGUCCUCGGGUGGCGUGCUGAGCCUGGAGGUGCGUUUGGACCACUGGCGGAUGGCGGUCCGUAACUACGAUCGUUGGCGAGCAUCGUGGGCCUGUCGCCAUGGCAACGAGUGGCCCGACAACGUCCGCUUCCUGCACGCCGACCUGGGCAACGCCGCGCCGCUGCUGGCCGGGCGCGGCUUCCACGCGGUGAUGUAUUCCAUGUUUUCCAGACUCCUCACCUGCUGGGGCCUGGUCCGGCCCCCCGCCCCCCCCCGGGCCCCCGCCCCCCCCCGGGCCCCGCCCCCCCCCGGGGCCCUCCCGGGUGUGGUACUGCCCGUCCUUCCUCAGGGCGGGGGUCACCAGCCACUCCCGGGCCGAAACCUCCACGAUCCGCUCACAACGCAGAGGCAGGGCGCAGCACCGGACCCCGUCCAGCAGAAGCCGCUGGCCCCCUGCUGCUCGGUGCAGAUGGCGGACUGCGGCGCGUCCCCGCGGCCCGUGCCGCUGCUCGCCGCCGCGCUGAGCGCCGGCGCCACGCUGCUGGCCUACGGCAGCCGGCUGCAGCCCGCUCUGGAGAGGGUGGUCCGGGAGGACGGGAAGGAUAAGAACUCGGUGGUGUCGUUCACUCUCACAGACGAGCCGCAGCACAUCGACCUGAUGGCCUCCAGCACCAAGGAGGAGGCUCUGCGGCUGGCGGUGGUCUGCAGGGACGGGCAGCUGCAUCUGUUCGAGCACUUCCUCAACGGCGCAGCCUCCUAG